UGUGGCUUCUGCCUCGGUGCCGGUAGGGAGGUCACGCUGCCGCAAGAGUGACCCGACGAUACGAACGACCUUUCGUGACACGAACGAAUUGUAACAUAUUAUUUUGUCCGAAUUUGAAAACCAUACAUACGACUCUGGAACGAGAUAAGUGGAAAUAGUAAGAGAAGGGAAUAGAUAAAUACGUAAAAUCGAUAUAUAUAUAUUUGUGUUUAACUGUUGCAAAUCUUAGAAAGUUAAACAGCUUGACACUGCGUUAAUAAAUAUAAGAAUUAUAAAAGUGAGAAAUUUAUUUCAGGAAUUAUACAAGUGAGAGAAUUUGUUUAUCUUUAAAAAUCAAUUUGGUAAUUAAUACAAAAUGGUCAGGUGCAUGAUCAGAUCCCACAACCAGCAAUACAAGAUCGCUGCUCGAGGGGAUGACGCGGAGAACAUGUGCAGCUCCACCCUGGAGCCUGAUCCCAGGUACCAGGGAUGCUGCUCCAACAUCUUCCGGCCGGGGAAGGUCCUCAGGGACGUCAUCAUUGGGUUCCUCGUCGUCCUGGCCAUCGCUGUUGUCAUCGCCGUCCUCUUCGUCGUCUGCUUCUACGUUCUCCCUGAAACAGAGUCUGCAGACAAACUGGAAGAAAGCGCCUUCGUAGGCAAGCCCAUCGAGGACGAGGUGAACAUUAACGAAGUCGAGCUGACGGACAACACCAGGUACGACGUGCGGCCCGAUGUGGUCCUCGAGAGCAUACGGAAAGACAAAGAACUGAACGAUCCCAAUCACGAUGCCGCUGAACACCACGAGGAGCAUCACCGAAAAGAGUCGACAGCCACAGUGGAAUCUGAGCCAGAGGAAGCUGCUGCGCCGGAGCCUGAACCAGAGGGUGACGAUCACGAACACAUCCACGAAGACGACGGAAUGGCACAUGAGCACAGCUCUGCUGAGGGUAAAAUGCAUGAUGGACACUUGGCCAAUUUCAGCGAAAUAUCCCACGAAUCCAAAACCCCCCACGAUCAUGAGGUCAGCGUAAGUGAAAUGCCCCAUGAAAUGGACAAAGGAGAUGCCUUACCUCAUGACCAUAUGCAUACUGAUUCUCACGACCACAUGCAUACAGGUCCUCAUGAUGACUUGCAUACUGGUCCACAUGACCACACGCAUACUGGUCCACAUGACCACACGCAUACUGGUCCACAUGACCACACGCAUACUGGUCCACAUGACCACAUGCAUACUGGUUCUCAUGACAACAUGCAUACUGGUGGUCAUUUGCAUCAUGAGGAUGGCAACAAGGCAGUUGAAAUGCCCGGUGAACAUACUGAGAGUGAACACACCCAUGAUCAUACAAUGGGACAUGAACAUGAAGGAACAGCCUUUGCUCCCUCUGCACCUGUAAACGAAGAGGUUCUGGAAGUUGUUGGAGCACCAGCUUUGGAAACCACUCCAGAGUUGCCAACAGAACGUACAGUGGUAUCCGUUUCCAGUCCAUCCGGUCCAGGCGCGAAAGUCCAGGUUCAGUCAUCUGAGUCUGAAUUUACUGCAACCUCUGAUCCUCCGGUGUCAUUCGAAGAACGGUUUGCAAGUGGAAUACUCCCUCCUCUCUUCGAAACCUUGGGCCCACGUUUCAAUGGAACAGGUUCUUUCAGUGGCACCGAAGAGCCAACAGGAACUCAACCAGAAAAAGAGCCAGAAGAAGUUAUUGUUCCAGGGUUUGGUAUAGAAGAGGUUGAGUCCCCUUUCCUUAGACCUGAGGAGGUACUACCAGCACAACCGGUCGCUACAGUUCCAGGAACUUGCCGUAAACGCCAGGUUGAAAUGUGCAGUGACUUGCCAUAUGGCCUUACAUCCCUUCCAAACUGGGCAAAUGACCAAACUGAAAGAGAUCUGAAUGAAAGUUCACUUCCAUUCUUUAGAGAUGUAAUUGUGAGGUCAGGUUGCUCUCCAAGAGCACGCCAGUAUGCUUGUGGUAUUUUAGAGCCACCCUGCAAAAGUGACGGAUCAAUUGUCCCACCUUGCCGCACCUUCUGCAGAUCUGUAGCAGCAACUUGUCAAGAAUUCGUCAUUUCUGCAGUUAGUCUGAGAGGUGUCUUUGACUGUGAGAAAUUCCCUGACUCUACCGAUCCAGCUGUAUGCUUUGACAUGACCCAAGAGCCUUGUAUAGGGCUGGAGCACCGGUGCGGCGACGGCCGGUGUGUCGCGAGAAGGCUCGUCUGUGAUGGCCUCCCAGACUGUGUAGACCGAUCGGAUGAGGCAACAUGUCCAAAUCGUGCUCAAGCUCCUGGAGAUGAAGUCUUGCUUGAGGAUCCCAGCCCUGCUCCCAGCAUCCCUACUGGCCAGGAACAGCCAUCCUCUCCCGUUCUGGAACUGUCACCCAAGGAGUCCCCAGUACCUGAGCUAUUACCCGAGGAGUCCCCAGUACCUGAUCUGUUACCUGAGGAGUCCCCAGUACCUGAUCUUUUACCUGAGGAGUCCCCAGCACCUGAUCUUUUAGCCGAGGAGUCCCCAGUACCUGAUCUUUUAGCCGAGGAGUCCCCAGCACCUGAUCUUUUAGCCGAGGAGUCCCCAGUACCUGAUCUUUUACCCGAGGAGUCCCCAGCACCUGAUCUUUCUGCCCCUCUGGUUGAGGGAAACCUGACUGAACCACUUGCUGUGGAUGAGAUAUUCCCCACUGACGCAGAAGAGAUUAUAGCCACAACUCAAGAUUAUCCUACAGAAAAUACUGAAUUGGCAGGUCAAGAUCCCACCAUCCGCUCCCCGCUGACAGCAGAGGAAGAGGUUGCGGUACACAAUGAGGAACCAUCCUUGACAGCAGAAGAAGUUGGGGUUGGGGUACACAAUGAGAAACCAUCCCUGACAGCAGAAGAAGUUGGAGUACACAAUGAGGAACCAUCCCUGACAACAGGCGUUGGGGUACACAAUGAACAACCAUUCCUGACAGCAGAAGAAGUUGGGGUACACAAUGCAGGACCAUCCUUCCUAGGAGCUCUGUUUGGUUUUGAAACAGAAGUAGCCCCAGUGGAAGAGUUUGUAACAACAGAAACUCCUUUAUCUGUGGCAGCUGCUGCUGCUGAAUUGGAGGGUACUGGAAAGGACCUUGUCUCUUCAAGCGCACCUACUGUCCUUUGCGAUGACGAGAAUUUCCUGUGUCACGAUGGAGCAAACUGUGUUCCACUCUCAGCUGUGUGCGAUGGUUUCCAGCAAUGCACUGAUGGCUCUGAUGAAUCUAAUUGCACACACACUGGAUGCCCCAGUGGAGAGUUCAAGUGUGCCACAACAGAGCUCUGUAUUCCUAACUCGUGGCUUUGUGACGGUGCCGACGACUGUCAUGACAACAGCGACGAAAGCAAUUGCGAUGCAGACCUCUCCUCUGACAGCGAACUACUUCCUUCUUCACACAUCCCUACAACUGGUGACCAGCUAGAAGGUUUGGCACCUAUAGGUCAAUUCCCAUUCCCAGGAGGAUAUCAGCCAAAUUCCCUUCAGAAUAACUUUGAUGUAAGCUCUGAAAACAUAAGCUCUAACAACAAAGCACCUGCUUAUGGAGACAACUGGCCAGCAGAAAGUCAAGAGGAGCACUAUACAGAAGGUGACGACUAUCAUCUUGGGGGCAGUGAAGAAGGGGUCUACACCAACAGUGAAAGCAUUAAUACAUUUGCAUAUGCCGAUCCAAAUGAUCAAAUAUUUGCAGUAAAUGAUGGUCAGGAAAACUUACCUCCAGCUCUCAAGGAAGGAGAAGAGUAUCAGCACUUUUCAGAAGAGGAGAGCUAUAUUCACCAGUAUGCAGGAGAUAAUAGAUCCCCCAAGGAGUAUCCUGUUGCAGACAAUGGCGUGAGUUCUCUACCUAAUGCAGAAAAUGCCCUGAAAGAAAGUCAUGAAUCUAACUUAGAAGCCCUGUCUGAAGAUGAAAGCUAUGUUCUACCAUCUGACCUUCACAGCGAAAACGAUCAAGAGGUGCAUGCCGAGUCAUACUCACAAGAAAGUUCAUUCCCUCAGUCUGCAGAAACAAUAAUCAGUGAUGGAUCUCAAAAUCAGCAUGAAGAAGGGCUGCAGUAUAUUUCUUCAUCUGAGGAUUACAGUCUGCAUGACAGCGGCUCAGAAGAUUAUUACGAAGAUGAUAGUCAGCCACUAUCUGAAGAACAGCCUUCAGAAAGCAGCCCUGAUUACUAUGAUGAAACAUCAACAGAUGACUUAAAGGUUAAUUUAGAUUAUUCAGUAGACUCUGAUGUAGAAAAUAUUAACACAGAAGACCCGUAUACUGAACCAGAGGAAGAAGUUUCUCAGGAAUCUCGUGUAAAGGAUUCAGGAUUUAUUGAUGAAUACUUAGCUGUGGAUGACCCAUGGGCAGAGCAAGUUGAUUCACAGCAUGACUCUGUGUAUGCCUCUGAUGAACAUCUGAAAACUAGUUCUGUGUCAGAUUCUCAUGCUUACUCGGAUGAUCCUUAUGAAGAAAGUGAUCAACUAAAUGGUAAUGAAGGUACUCAGAGAGAGGAUAUUCAUCCCUCAGGAGAUCAUGAAACUUUUAAUGAUCAGAGUUCUCAGUCUCAGCAUCACCAACCGGAAAGUUUUAAUAUCUAUGCAGCAGGACAAGAAACGCCUUCCUGGGAACAACAAUCCCCAGAGACUGAAAUCUCAUUUCAUCAGAAUGAAUCUUCUUUAGAUGGAAAAUUACCAGAACCAUUACCUACUGAGGAACAGCAGCAUUCAGAAAGUUAUUAUUCCUCUGAUGAAAUUAGUACUUCCAAGGAGAGUAAUUCUUAUCAUCAAAAUGAAUCGUCACUAGAAGUCCAGAGCCUACAUGAGCUUGACCAAAUCCAGGAAACUCAACCUCAAGAGUUAACAGAAAAAUCAGUAGCUGAAACAUCUAAUCAAGACAUUAAGGAAGUUGAUGUUUUUGCUGAUGAAGCAAUAAAUCAAGGCAUUACCACAUCAACAACAACAGAAGCCUCAGCAGACACUACAGUAACUCAGACCCCUUACAGAUUUAGAGGCUUCAAUCGUUUCUACAACAAUCGCCGGCCAACUCGACCAAGCUUUAAUAGACAUGUUACAGAACAACCUACAUCUACAACUGAGCCACCAAAUUCUGAUGACACAAGUUCUACAUCUGCAGUUCCAAAUGUAAACUUCAGGUCUCGUUUUCAACAGUGGCGAACAUCUCGAAUUCCAGGCCAACCAACUUACGAAUCAAUGAGAACUAAGUCACUGAGGGAAAGAUUCCGUGGAAAUUCUCGUGCAAAUAGUAACCAGGUCCCAGAGGACAGCAUUGCAGAAAGUUCAAACCACACUCCUUACCAAAGGACUGCAACACGUCGCCCGUCCAGCAUCCGAACUUCUCGGAUAUCAGUCCCACAGAAUCAUUUCUACCAGGAGGAAUUUUUAAAAGAAAGUGCUGUGGUUCCUGAAGCAGAAACAGAUAAAUUGUUUGAACAAACAGCUCCACUGGCUGAACCAGUUAGUUUUUCUGAAAAUGUAGAGUAUCCAGAUUCUCAAGAUGCAUCUCCAGAUCACACAGUAGAGUUCAGCAUUGCUCACCCGUCUGAAACUUACGGAGUUCCCGCUGACAUUAACGACUCCAGACUGGUUGUAGACCCACCGGCACAGACUUACAACUUCGAAUAUCAGACAGAUCCCCGACUUCUGGAAUACAGACGAGACACUUCUGAGUAUGACCUAGCUAAUAACCAUUCGCCCAUAUACCUACCAUAUUCCCCAGUCCAGUAUGCUAAAGGUAACUUACAAAACUAGACGAAUAUCCACGUGGUCUCAACAUGGUCUACUUACUUCAAGUAUGUAUAAGUUUUUCUUAUUAUUUGGAAUGCCUUUGCGUAUAUGUUACAGCAUGAUCAGCUCUUCGUCCCACAUUAGUCCUUUCUUAGUUACAUUAUUGAAUAAAAAAUGAAAACGUAGUUGAAAUGAUCACAUUUUUGUAUGGCAUGAACAACUCAAGAGAUUACCAUCCAUGCAUGAGAUUGCAUUCAUUUGAAAAUCACAGACACCAAAAGUAUAAUUUAUUUUGACCACAAGUAAAUACAUUCAUUUCUCUGCCUUGUCUUUGCAUUGUACUUUAGAAGGGGAAUGAUAGAUGAAAAAAUGUCUGGCUUUAGUUUGAUUUAUUCAUCAGAUGAGACAAUUGCUGAACACAGUCUUAAGAUGUUAAACAUUAGACUUGAAAUGUUAAACGUGGGACUUGAGAUGUUGAACAAUGAACUUGAGAUUCAUCUAUCAUCAAAAGUCUAAAGAUUUGAAUACCUUACUUAAUCACCCAGUAGGGCAUGUUUCCCCUCCCCAUGUCCCCACAAGAGAUCUCAGAAUAGUGACUGUAUAUAAGAAAUUC
This is a messenger RNA of Macrobrachium nipponense, 6311 nucleotides long. RefSeq lists its product as uncharacterized. Gene Ontology annotation, cellular component: plasma membrane. The coding region runs from base 356 to 5722 and encodes 1788 amino acids. Lineage: Eukaryota; Metazoa; Arthropoda; Malacostraca; Decapoda; Palaemonidae. The record is from RefSeq and is a predicted model, not a curated record. The transcript has 11 exons. Gene Ontology annotation, molecular function: protein binding.